Molecule: messenger RNA, 1081 nt
Organism: Erythranthe guttata (spotted monkey flower)
Lineage: Eukaryota; Viridiplantae; Streptophyta; Magnoliopsida; Lamiales; Phrymaceae
Product: ethylene-responsive transcription factor ERF104
Biological process (GO): regulation of DNA-templated transcription; ethylene-activated signaling pathway
Molecular function (GO): DNA-binding transcription factor activity; DNA binding
Source: RefSeq, a predicted model, not a curated record
UUCCCGCUACUCGUUAAGUUCUAAAUCGAAUACCAAAAUAUAAUAUUAGAUAUAUUAUUAUAUGUGUAUGUUGAAUUUUUUGUGAUAUAUAUAAUAUUAUGAUGACGACAAUCUCUCAUAAUAAUAUUGAAGCCUUAAAGCUGGAGCUCUUAACCAGAUACCUCCUCGAAGAUCUCACUUCUCCAGACACUAAACCCAUUUGGAGCCCCGACUCCCCCUCUUCCGGGUCGGACUUUUGCUCCGAACCGAGCCAACCCGACUCGCCGAUUUCCCGUUACUUCAGUUCCAGCCCUGACUUGUUCGAGUUCGAAACGAAGCCCGAAAUCAUCAACUUGAGCCCGCACCCGGCAUCCAUGAAACCCGUGAAGCCCGAAUUACCCGUAUGUAGUGACGACCUGAUGAUAACCGGGUCGGGUAUUUCGACGUCGUCGGUGGUGGCCAGGCGGCGCUACAGGGGUGUUCGGAGGAGGCCGUGGGGGAGGUACGCGGCGGAGAUUCGGGAUCCGACCCGGAAAGGGAGCCGGGUCUGGCUUGGUACUUAUGAAACCGAUGUGGAUGCAGCUAGGGCUUAUGAUUGUGCUGCCUUCGAGAUGAGGGGCACCAAAGCCAUUCUCAACUUUCCGGCGGACGCCGGAAAAUAUGCUCCGCCGGUAGCCGUCGCCGGCCGGAAAAUGGGAAGAGGUAGGAGUUACAAGGUUGUGCAACCCUCAUGUAUACGUAACCACUAAUUAAGUCAAGGGGGUGUAUGAAUUAUAGAAUUAGAGAUAGCUAAUCCAGUAUUUGCACGUGAUUAAUUAUGACUUCAUAAGCAUAUGUACGUACGAAUUUAUAUAUAAUUGUGGGUUCUUUAUUAGAAAAAAAAAUAUAUAGAUAUAUAUAUACACACACAAGCUUGUGUUAUGAGUAGAUAACAUAUAGAUGUGGGAUAAAUAUCUUGGACUUGGGUGGAUUUAAUUCCAAGUCGUGUAUUUUAGACAUUUCAUAUUUGCUAUGAAGUUUUUGAUCUUUCACAAAAAAGUUAAUUAGUUUGUGAGAAUGUUAUAUGCUACAUCUGAUUAUUUAUAUUGGAUGAUUGUUAAUC